CGUGACCCGGCGCGCCGGCUUCUGCCCGCGCUGGAGGUGGCAUGUUGGUGUGCGGGCGGCUGACAGGGGCGCGAGCCCCGGCGCCUCUGCAUGCGGGUCUCCUGGAGACUUGGCGCCGCCGCGGCCACACCGCCUCCUCCUACUCCGCUUCCUCGGAGCCGUCCAAGGUGCGGGCGCUGAUCUAUGGCAGCCACGGGGAUCCGGCCAAGGUCAUCCAACUGAAGAACCUGGAGCUCACUGCCGUGGAAGGAUCUGACGUCCACGUGAGGAUGCUGGCAGCCCCUAUCAAUCCAGCUGACAUAAAUAUGAUCCAAGGGAACUAUGGCCUCCUUCCCAAGCUGCCUGCUGUUGGAGGGAACGAAGGCGUUGGACAGGUGGUGGCGGUGGGCAGCAGUGUAUCUGGACUGAAGCCGGGAGACUGGGUGAUCCCAGCCAAUCCUGGCUUAGGAACCUGGCGGACUGAGGCCGUGUUCAGUGAGGAAGAGCUGAUCGGCAUCCCUAAGGACAUCCCACUCCAGAGUGCUGCCACCCUCAGUGUCAACCCCUGCACAGCCUACAGGAUGCUGCUGGACUUCGAACAGCUGCAGCCAGGGGAUUCUGUCAUCCAGAAUGCGUCCAACAGUGGAGUAGGACAAGCCGUCAUCCAGAUCGCCUCAGCCCUCGGCCUAAAGACCAUCAAUGUGGUCCGAGACAGACCGGAUAUCCAGAAGCUAACUGACAGACUGAAGAAUCUGGGAGCUGACUAUGUCCUCACAGAGGAGGAGCUAAGGUUGCCCGAGACAAAAACCAUCUUCAAGGACCUGCCCCUGCCCCGCCUGGCUCUCAACUGUGUUGGUGGGAAGAGUUCCACAGAGCUGCUGCGGCACCUAGCGCCUGGAGGAACCAUGGUGACCUAUGGGGGAAUGGCCAAGCAGCCUGUAACAGCCUCUGUGAGCCUGCUCAUUUUUAAGGACCUCAAACUUCGGGGCUUCUGGUUGUCCCAGUGGAAGAAGAACCACAGUCCAGAUGAGUUCAAGGAGCUGAUUCUCACUCUCUGUAACCUCAUCCACCAAGGCCAGCUCACGGCCCCGACCUGUUCUGAGGUUCCACUGCAAGACUACCAGAAGGCCUUGGAAGCCUCCAUGAAGCCCUUUGUGUCUUCCAAGCAGAUUCUCACCAUGUGAUUAUCCCCGAGGACCAGGGGGAAAGCAGGAGAGCAGACCAGUAAGACUGGCUGGCUGCCGGCCGUCCAUGAGGACCCCAGUCUUCCCCAGACUGCCUUCUGCUCACCGCCUCUUCCCAUGAGGAGGGUGCGGAGCCAGCCCUGGAGCCCUAAUAAAGCCCGAACUUUCUGAAGAAAGGAUGAUGAGUAGAGGUUAUCCCUGUGGAGGAAUGCUGUGCACCUGCUGCCCCGCCUCACCACCUGCUGUCAUAGUCAUUGCCUGCCCGAGCACCCUGAAAGCAGAAGCUGACUGGGCAGCAGUCACUAUCUGCCCUCAGCAGUGUGAGCCCUGGAGUCUGGCGGAAGGGGAAAGGUGGUUAACUUCU
Molecule: messenger RNA, 1527 nt
Organism: Peromyscus maniculatus bairdii (prairie deer mouse)
Lineage: Eukaryota; Metazoa; Chordata; Mammalia; Rodentia; Cricetidae
Gene: Mecr
Product: mitochondrial trans-2-enoyl-CoA reductase
Biological process (GO): fatty acid metabolic process
Cellular component (GO): mitochondrion
Molecular function (GO): oxidoreductase activity
Source: RefSeq, a predicted model, not a curated record